Messenger RNA from Lagenorhynchus albirostris (white-beaked dolphin), 8116 nucleotides. RefSeq names its product histone deacetylase 4 (gene HDAC4). The record is from RefSeq and is a predicted model, not a curated record. Lineage: Eukaryota; Metazoa; Chordata; Mammalia; Artiodactyla; Delphinidae. The coding region runs from base 216 to 3467 and encodes 1083 amino acids. Gene Ontology annotation, cellular component: histone deacetylase complex. Gene Ontology annotation, molecular function: histone deacetylase activity. The transcript has 26 exons. Gene Ontology annotation, biological process: chromatin organization; negative regulation of transcription by RNA polymerase II.
UCGUCUCCUGAGAGCCCGGGGAGACCCCUGCCCUCCUUUGGAUUACUGGGCCCACUACGUGGUCGGCGAGACGGGGAGUUUUCGUGGCCGUGGACCAGCCGUGCGCGUCGCUGGAUUUGUAUGUGCCGGUGGGACCCUGGGGCUCUUUGGAGCUCCCGUUCAUGUGGAAGUUUUGAGCCCUUUUGAAUCCCUUAAAGGAGAAGCCGCUGCUCGCAAUGAGCUCCCAAAGCCAUCCAGAUGGACUUUCUGGCCGAGACCAGCCGGUGGAGCUGCUCAACCCUGCCCGCGUGAACCACAUGCCCGGCUCGGUGGAUGUGGCCUCGGCGCUGCCUUUGCCAGUGGCCCCCCCGGCGGUGCCCAUGGACCUGCGCCUGGACCACCAGUUUCCGCUGCCCGCGACGGAGCCCGGCAUCCGGGAGCAGCAGCUGCAGCAGGAGCUCCUGGCCCUCAAGCAGAAGCAGCAGCUCCAGAGGCAGAUCCUCAUCGCCGAGUUCCAGAGGCAGCACGAGCAGCUGUCCCGGCAGCACGAAGCCCAGCUCCAUGAGCACAUCAAACAACAGCAGGAGCUGCUGGCCGUGAAGCACCAGCAGGAGCUGCUGGAGCAUCAGCGGAAGCUGGAGAGACACCGCCAAGAGCAGGAGCUGGCGAAGCAGCAGCGGGAGCAGAAGCUGCAGCAGCUCAAGCACAAGGAGAAAGGCAAAGAGAGUGCUGUGGCCAGCACAGAAGUGAAGAUGAAGCUGCAGGAGUUUGUCCUCAAUAAGAAGAAGGCGCUGGCCCACCGGAACCUGAACCACUGCAUGUCCAGUGACCCUCGCUACUGGUAUGGGAAGACGCAGCACAGCUCCCUGGACCAGAGCUCCCCGCCCCAGAGCGGGGCGUCGGUCUCCUACAGCCACCCGGUCCUGGGCAUGUACGACGCCAAAGAUGACUUUCCUCUCAGAAAGACAGCAUCUGAACCCAAUCUGAAAUUACGCUCCAGGCUAAAGCAGAAAGUGGCUGAAAGACGGAGCAGCCCCCUGUUACGCAGGAAAGAUGGGCCAGUGGUCACGGCUCUAAAAAAGCGUCCUUUGGAUGUCACAGACUCGGCCUGCAGCAGCGCCCCGGGCUCCGCACCCAGCUCACCCAACAACAGCUCUGGGAACGCCAGCGCGGAGAAUGGGAUCGCGCCCGCCGUCCCCAGCGUCCCGACCGAGACCAGCCUGGCACACAGACUCGUGACGCGAGAAGGCUCGGUGGGCCCGCUGCCCCUGUACACGUCACCAUCCCUGCCCAACAUCACGCUGGGACUUCCCGCCACCGGCCCCUCCGCGGGGGCGGCCAGCCAGCAGGAGGCCGAGAGACUGGCCCUCCCGGCCCUCCAGCAACGCAUCUCCCUCUUCCCCGGCACCCACCUCACCCCCUACCUGGGCACCGCACCCCUGGAGCGCGACUCGGGGGCGACUCCCAGCUCCCUUCUGCAGCACGUGGUCCUCCUGGAGCAGCCGCCCGCGCAGACGCCCCUUGUCACAGACCGCUAUCUUGCAGGCCUGGGAGCGCUGCCCCUGCACGCGCAGCCCCUGGUGGGGGCAGAGCGCGUGUCCCCGUCGGUGCACAAGCUGCGGCAGCACCGCCCGCUGGGCCGCACGCAGUCGGCGCCGCUGCCCCAGAGCGCGCAGGCGCUGCAGCACCUGGUGGUCCAGCAGCAGCAUCAGCAGUUCCUGGAGAAGCACAAGCAGCACUUGCAGCAGCCGCAGCUGCACCUCAGCAAGAUCAUCCCCAAAGCGAGCGAGCCGGCCCGGCAGCCCGAGAGCCACCCCGAGGAGACCGAGGAGGAGCUGCGCGAGCACCAGGCCCUCCUGGAGGAGCCGUUCCUGGACCGGCCCUCAGGGCCGAAGGAGGCGCACACGCUGGCCGGGGUGCAGGUGAAGCAGGAGCCCGUUGAGAGCGACGAGGACGACGUGGCGCCGGGCCAGCGGCAGCCCACCGAGCAGGAGCUGCUGUUCAGACAGCAAGCCCUCCUCCUGGAGCAGCAACGGGUCCACCAGCUGAGGAGCUACCAGGCGUCAAUGGAGGCGGCCGGCAUCCCCGUGUCCUUCGGCGGCCACCGGCCUCUGUCCCGAGCUCAGUCCUCCCCCGCGUCCGCCACCUUCCCCAUGUCUGUGCAGGAGCCCCCGACCAAGCCGCGGUUCACCACAGGCCUCGUGUACGACACGCUGAUGCUGAAACACCAGUGCACCUGUGGGAACACCAACAGCCACCCCGAGCACGCCGGGCGCAUCCAGAGCAUCUGGUCCCGGCUGCAGGAGACCGGCCUUCGAGGCAGAUGCGAGUGCAUCCGCGGACGCAAGGCCACCCUGGAGGAGCUGCAGACGGUGCACUCAGAGGCGCACGCCCUGCUCUACGGCACAAACCCCCUCAACAGGCAGAAACUGGACAGUAAGAAACUUCUAGGCUCGCUAACAUCGGUGUUUGUCAGGCUGCCCUGCGGUGGUGUCGGGGUAGACAGUGACACCAUAUGGAACGAGGUCCACUCGUCAGGGGCAGCCCGCCUGGCCGUGGGCUGCGUGGUGGAGCUGGUCUUCAAGGUGGCCACAGGGGAACUGAAGAAUGGCUUUGCCGUGGUCCGCCCCCCAGGACACCAUGCGGAGGAGAGCACGCCCAUGGGGUUCUGCUACUUCAAUUCCGUGGCUGUCGCAGCCAAGCUUCUCCAGCAGAGGUUGAGUGUGACCAAGACCCUCGUGGUGGACUGGGACGUGCACCAUGGGAACGGGACCCAGCAGGCCUUCUACAGUGACCCCAGCGUGCUGUACAUCUCGCUGCACCGCUACGACGACGGGAACUUCUUCCCGGGCAGCGGGGCACCUGACGAGGUGGGCACGGGGCCCGGCGUGGGCUUCAACGUCAACAUGGCUUUCACCGGCGGCCUUGACCCCCCCAUGGGAGACGCAGAGUACUUGGCGGCCUUCAGAACUGUGGUCAUGCCGAUCGCCAACGAGUUUGCCCCAGAUGUGGUGCUGGUGUCGUCGGGCUUCGACGCCGUGGAGGGCCACCCCACGCCCCUCGGAGGCUACAACCUCUCCGCCAAAUGUUUCGGGUACCUGACGAAGCAGCUGAUGGGCUUGGCUGGCGGCCGGAUCGUUCUGGCGCUGGAGGGGGGCCACGACCUCACAGCCAUUUGCGACGCCUCGGAAGCCUGCGUCUCUGCUUUGCUGGGAAACGAGCUUGAUCCUCUCCCAGAAAAGGUUUUACAGCAGAGACCCAAUGCGAACGCUGUCCGGUCGAUGGAGAAGGUCAUUGAAAUCCACAGCCAGUACUGGCGCUCCCUGCAGAGGCUCGCCUCCACCGCCGGCUACUCUCUGGUUGAGGCCCAGAAGUGCGAGAACGAAGAGGCCGAGACUGUCACUGCCAUGGCCUCGCUGUCUGUGGGCGUGAAGGCCCCCGAGAAGAGGCCCGACGAGGAGCCCAUGGAAGAGGAGCCCCCCCUGUAGGUGCGCCCGAGGCUGCGGUUCUCUUGUUCGUUUGUCUCCGUCUUGAAGCUCCGCCGAGAAAAGUUGCUGUCGCCCUGCGUCCUGCCACGGCUUCUCCGAGCCCGCAGGUGCGGCGGGGCCGGCGGCAGCGGGCGGCCCUCUGCCUGCCAGGACCCGGACAGACGCCGGGACGCGCGGACACAGGGACACGCGGAAACAGGCGCUCUGGGCUCCCCAGGGAAGCCGCAGAGGAAGGAAGCCUGUGGUGGCUCGGGGCAGAGCUGCUGAUCUAGCCGACACGAGAAAAAGAAAAUGGAAAUCAAAGCUCUCACGACACAAAGCAAACUUGAUUAAAACUGGUGCUUACGGUUUGGUGAUUCCCCACAAUUCCACAGUCUCCGUGUAAACCACUCAACUCAUCCUGUAGCUUAUUUCUUUUGAAGAGAAAGUCGCCAUGGCCCUGGCCGGCCUCCGAACACCGCGGUGCACAGUGGGGUGGGGCACAGAGUGGGCGAGCGUUUAAGGAGAGAAACUGGACGAGACAGAAACGUGAGCCCGCGGGAGCUGGCUUCGGUUUCUCAAAGCCGGUGGAAGACGCGCGUUUGUGCCUUUCUUUUUAUUGCUCUGAUGGAUUUUUGUGGCUGGGUUUUCUGAAGUCUGAGGAACAAUGCCUUAAGAAAAAAUAAACAGCAGGAGUCGGUGGGACAGUUCCCUGUGGCCGGUGGGACCAGAGGCCGGUGCGUGCUGGCCGGGCCCUCCGCGAGCAGCCCGGCCGUGGCCAGCAGCUCCGGAGGGCUGAGGUCCUGCCACCCUGUUUCACUUUAUUGCUGUUGAAAAAUGGAGGUAGUUCCAAAAAAGUGGCAAAUACUGUUGGGGGUUUUGAAGUCCAACAAAUUUUAAAUGAAUCCAAAGUGUUCUUUUCUCGUACAUCAUAUAACAAUUGAGCAUCUCCAUUUGGUUGUGAAGCAUGUCCUAGGCACACUUUCAGUGUUACGAUCGGAAUGCUUUUUAUUAAAAGCAAGUAGCAUGAAGUAUUGCUUAAAUUUUAGGUAUAAAUAAAUAUAUAUAUGUAUAAUAUAUAUUCCAAUGUAUUCCAAGCUAAGAAACUUGAUUCUUAUGAAUUCUUGAUAAAAUAUUUAUAAUGCAUUUAUAGAAAAAGUAUAUAUAUAUAAUAAAUGCAAAUUGUAAAGGUCCCUGGCGAAUGAACGACUUGUGAAUUAGCUAUCAAGGUGCUUAUGGAAAGGGAUCUAGUUUGAAGCUCAUGUAUUUCUGAACUCCAGAUUGGAGAGCUUUCAAUCACACAUUCGCCACGGGGCAACUACCCUGCAAGAUUGUACUUUCAUUUUAAUUAUUUUCUGACCCAGCCCCUUCCCACUCCAAGCCUCCAUGCACAUGUGUACCUAAUGAGUUUUUAUAGCAAAGAAUAUAAAUUUGCUGUUGAUUUUGUAUGAAUUUUUCACAAAAAGAUCCUGAAUAAGCAUUGUUUUGUGAAUUUUACAUUUUUUCUCACCAUUUAGUGGUUUUCUGAAUGGUAAUAACAUCUAAACUUCUUCCUUUCUGAAUUUUUGCUUGUACAUUUUUUUUUAACUUUGGAAGGUGUUUUCUUUCUUUAUUAUUUUCAUUCUGUUUAUUUUUGUACAGUGAGCACAGAGUUUAUUUUCAGAGUGAGCACCAAAUGUGCAGCAGGGUCUGAGGUCUGCUCCCCUGGUCCCGUCCCUCGGCUGGACAUCGAGUGCAGGGCCCUUCUUGCCGUCUGCGCAUUGUGGGCCCGGGAGGGGGCGGGAGUCAUCGCAGCGCUGACUUGGGGGGGCUUGCCAGACACCAUGGGCCAUCAGCAUUCUCAAAGCUUUUGUUUAAACUUCUCUGACCACGUGGUCAGGAUAGAAUUUUCAUUUCACUUUUCCAAAGACCUUGUAAGCAUGUCCGCAACGUGUGGGGCUGGGGGGGCCCGGCACCCACUCUGGGUUCUUCCGCUGCAGCCGCAUGGUGGGGCCCCGGCCGGGAGGCCUGGAGCUCGGAGCCUGUGGCUGCAGGGAGCCUGGGCCCGCAGGGACGGCAGACUCCUGACCGGGACGGCCAGCCUCUGCUCUUUUUCUCUUUGACAGUAACUGAAAGUCACUUUUUACUGGUAACUUAUUUUCCAGCACCUGAAGCCACCAAGUGUCAUUCCAAAGUGUACGUCAGGUUCUGAGUCGAGGGAGUGCAGAACAGCUUGCCCGCAGCCGGGGGCCCCCAGCCAAGUCUCAAGUUUGGCAACGUUUACAGGGUAGCUUCUGAAAGAGACUCUGACGCAGCCGGACUUGGACCAAGAGAAUCCAGCUCCUUGGACUGGCUUGGUCACCACCGGCUGCUGGUGGUCAGACUUGGGAUGGUGGUGGAGAGCGGGACAGGAAGGCCUUGGGACACGUCUGGCGUUCUCCCCUCCUGGCCUUUUGCCCUGAGGCCCAAGCUGGCAGGGGUGCUGGAGUGUGCGGGCAGCUGGGUCCACCCAGCGGCCACAGCGGUGGCAGGGCCCAGCCGGCCGGCUUUUCUGGCCUUCUCGGCCCCCUUUUACUGCGGGGACCCCCCGCCCCCCCCGCUGCCUGCCCACUUCCCGCCAGCCGUGGCUCCUGGGGAGGAACACCUCAUCUGGCAUUCUUUACAGGUGGUGGGUAACACGGACCCUGGUGGCCAAGUUAUCUUUGGGGGGAUUUACUUCUAAUCUCAUUCAACAGAGACUUCCUCUGCAGAAGGCCCGGUAGGGGGAACGUUGUCAUUUGUCAGCUCACUCCAGCUUCACAGGCGUGCUUAAAGCAGUACCGUGUAGCCUUUUCUUUUCUUUAAAGACACAGGCCUUCUUGACGGCCAGCCGUCCAGGGCAGAUGGCGGAGGGCCCACCUGGGGUGCCCGCAGGCCCACCGCCUCAGGGAGGGCCCCUCACACCUUCCCUCUGUGGUCCCUGGACCUCUGGCCUUUUUGUUCCUUUGCAGAGGCCUUGGGGGCACUGGCCGGGGGUCAGCAAGUGAGCACUUUAUAUCCCUUUGCGGGAAACCCCGUGAUGCCCCGGGACUCGUGGUGUCACCCUGCCUUUGGGCCUUCCAGCUGCGCCACGCGGCGCCCAAGCCCCACCAGCAGGCGGCCGUCCGAGCCCCUGGGACUGGCCGCCCCUCCGGUUCUGAAGGGCCACUUUGUCAAAGUGUUUGGGUUUUUCUUUACUUCUUUUCAAAGUUUGUUUCCAGAGGAAGGACCGUUUUGUACUGGUCUGAUUUUUGCAGCAUUGCAAUGGAAUUCCUUGUUUUUAAUUUUCGAUCAGAACAUUCCUUCUCUCCUGGUCACAGCCAUGCGUUCAUUCCAUUCUUCUUUUUGUAGACUUUUGGCCCACGUGUUUUAUGGGUAUUGAUACAUAUAUAAAUAUAUAUAUAAAUACAUAUGAAUAUAUUUUUUUAAGUUUCCUACACCGAGGUUGCAUGGGCUGUUACGAGCGGCAUGUCUUUAUAUCGUAUACGGAUUUUGCACGCCAAACGCGGCAGCUUGGGGAAGAAGAGAAAUGCCUUUUUGUUCCCCUCCCAUGACAUUUGCAGACACAAAAGAUGGGAAUUUUUCUGUAAAACGAAACAAAACCUUGAAGGAGAGGGAGGGAGGGGGGAACGUUUGCAUCUUAUUGAACUUAUUCUUAAGAAAUUGUACUUUUUAAUGUAAGAAAAAUAAAAAGGACUACUUAAACAUUUGUCAUAUUAAGAAAAAAGUUUAUCUAGCACUUGUGACAUACCAAUAAUAGAGUUUAUUGUAUUUAUGUGGAAACAGUGUUUUAGGGAAACUACGCAGAAUUCAAAGUGAACUGCCUGUCUCCCUCGGGUUGAUUUAGAGGGAUUUGUUCUGUUUGGUUUCUUCCCUUCUCUCCUUGCUCAGGGCAAGGCGAGCGCCGCUCCCCGACCCCCAGCCCUGGUGGCCGUCGGUUCUGCUGGGGAACCCGAGGCCCCAGCGGCCGUUUCCGCACAGCUGUGCCGACUUUUCCUGACUUUUAGAUCACGUAUGGCUAAGAUUUCACUUUAAACUCAGCAGUCGUGAACUGUGCUGCACUGUGGUUUCAAAUCGUACUUUGCAUCGAGAGGAAACCAUUUCUUCCUUGUAACGAAGCAGAGCUUUCCCAGCUCAGCUCACUCUGUCUUUGACAUGAUUAAAAGCCUCCUGUUGAAGGAAAAAGAAAGCAGACAGUUUCUGUUUGUUUUUGUUGUUGUUUUGGUGUGUGUGCUCCACAGUGGAGGCGCUAUUUUCCAAUUUACGAGAGUGACAAGCAUGUCACCCUAUGUCUACAGGAGGGGGUUGGCCCUAUUCACCCAAGAGCUCCUCACGGUGUCGUGGAAAACGCAGUGGUGACGACUUCCUGUCCCACCCGACGCCUGUUCGCGCUAAUGCAGGCGCCGCGCUGGUAGCAGAGACCCGUCUCAUCUGUAACUUAUCAGUUCUCUGAUUGUCUGGACCUCCCAGUGGUUCUUUCCUUUGCUCAGUGGAGUUGGAGGUUUUGUUCUUGGUUUUCUCAUCCUUGUUUCCUUCUCUGUGGGUGGAUUUUCACCGACUGAGGUGUCCUCCCCUGACGGCCGACUCCACUUCACCCGGAGUCCAGUGUUUGUACCUCAUCAUACGACUUGUCACUCUUGUGGUGUAAAUAAAAAGCAUUACUUUCCCUCCCA